Molecule: messenger RNA, 5877 nt
Organism: Corythoichthys intestinalis (scribbled pipefish)
Lineage: Eukaryota; Metazoa; Chordata; Actinopteri; Syngnathiformes; Syngnathidae
Gene: brsk1a
Product: BR serine/threonine kinase 1a
Exons: 19
Coding region: 966-3560 (864 amino acids)
Biological process (GO): microtubule cytoskeleton organization; protein phosphorylation; intracellular signal transduction
Cellular component (GO): cytoplasm
Molecular function (GO): ATP binding; tau-protein kinase activity; protein serine/threonine kinase activity
Source: RefSeq, a predicted model, not a curated record
GGCGAGGCGCCAGGAUGGAGAGGGACCCGGAUGCUGAUGUGAGUGAUGCGAAGGGAGAGGAGAGAGAGAGAAAAUAUCGAUUUACGGCAAGAAAACCGAAGGGAGUGUAAUACAAGGAGGCCUUUAAACCCUGCGCCAACUAUCACCGAGAGCUAAAGAGGGUACCGAAGGGAGCUUUUGCUAAAUAGGGGACGUUUGCGUGUGAUUUGUUUUUUUGCACCUGCUUUGCGAAGAUGCUGCUGUGAUAUCGACUGGCUCCUAGCGGGGAUGUAGAAGCAAUCGCUGGGUAAAGGGAGGAUAGGGCAGGCGGGGAAGGACUUCUAGACGACGCCGGAAUGGUUGUUUUUACGCUGGAUACGCGCUCCAUCCACCUUUCGAGAAAAUGAGGCGUCCGUCGGACCAGUGUAACAAGCGUUUCUUGGUGGCCAACGACUCGAGGUGGUGUGGCUUAUUUUGACAGGACGGCCGCUGGGUCAAGGCGCCGAAGCUAAAGCUAAAAGCUAGCCUCGCUGCUGUGUGGGAGAGCGGCGGCGAGGCUACACUUAGCAUGUCGUUGCACCUGUGAGGGGGAAAAGGCCUUACCAGGAGAGAAAUUAUACUAAAACUCACAACUUAUUUGAGGCUCUGUUGGCACGACCUUCAAUGUAAUAAUUUCAACAUUUGAUUAGCUUUUGUCAAAUGUGUAGUAAUUAUGCAAAUAAGCUAAUAUUCCCUGCUUGAAUUAGUUUGUCCUGUUUAUUGUUUUUAUUCGGCACUACGGAGGUAGUUUCCAAAUUAAAAGGGCAAGAAUUACUAAGUAGUCAGGUUUAAAUGGAGUAUUUCAGUGACUUUCCUCCUUAUUUGCUGAGUAUCUUCAAAAGUGAGCACUUUGUAUGCCACAGUAACACCUGGAUAAACUGUAGAAUAUUACAGUGAAAGCAAUAACCGCAAUAUUUGUAGUCUAGUGUCUCUCAAGUAAGAGCAGGAUGAGUAAGGAACUGUCUUUGAGUCAAUCCGCUCAAUAUGUCGGGCCCUAUCGGCUGGAAAAAACACUGGGGAAGGGACAAACAGGACUGGUUAAGCUCGGUGUUCACUGCAUCACCGGUCAAAAGGUGGCCAUUAAAAUCGUCAACAGAGAGAAGCUGUCUGAGUCGGUGUUGAUGAAGGUUGAAAGGGAAAUCGCCAUCCUAAAACUCAUUGAGCAUCCUCACGUGUUGAAGCUGCACGAUGUAUAUGAGAAUAACAAGUACCUAUACCUGGUGUUGGAACAUGUAUCAGGAGGAGAACUGUUCGAUUACCUGGUUAAGAAAGGCCGUCUUACUCCUAAAGAAGCCAGGAAGUUCUUCAGGCAGAUCAUCUCUGCUUUGGAUUUCUGCCACAGUCACUCCAUCUGCCACAGAGACCUGAAGCCCGAGAACCUGCUGCUGGAUGAGAAGAAUAACAUCCGCAUCGCUGACUUUGGUAUGGCAUCACUCCAGGUGGGUGACAGCCUGUUAGAGACCAGCUGUGGAUCACCACAUUAUGCGUGCCCUGAAGUCAUACGGGGGGAAAAGUAUGACGGAAGGAGAGCAGAUGUAUGGAGCUGCGGGGUCAUUCUUUUUGCUCUGCUGGUGGGCGCCCUGCCGUUCGACCAUGACAAUUUACGUCAGCUUCUGGAGAAAGUGAAGAGCGGCGUGUUCCACAUGCCACACUUCAUCCCCCCGGACUGCCAGUCCCUGCUCAAGGGCAUGAUUGAGGUCAACCCUGAAAAGCGUCUCACGCUGGACACCAUUCAGAAACAUGCCUGGUAUCUGGGUGGCCGUAAUGAGCCUUGUCCUGAGCAGCCUCCUCCCAGAAGAGUGUGUGUUAGGCGAAUCUUAUCCUUGACUGAGCUGGACCCAGAUGUGUUGGACAGCAUGCACUCACUGGGCUGUUUCAGAGACCGUGUCAAGCUCACGCGUGAUUUGCAAUGUGAAGAAGAAAACCAGGAGAAGAUGAUAUAUUACCUACUACUAGACAGGAAAGAGCGUUACCCCAGCUACGAGGACGAGGAUUUGCCUCAACGCAAUGACGCCGAUCCUCCCCGAAAGCGCGUGGAUUCCCCCAUGCUGACGCGCCAUGGUCGCUGCCGUCCUGAGAGGAAGAGCCUGGAGGUGCUGAGUGUCACAGAACAAGGCUCUCCCACGCCUCCUCGUCGUGCUCUAGACGCCGCACACAGCCAGAGGUCUCGCUCAGUGAGCGGAGCAUCCACUGGUCUGUCCUCUAGCCCUCUCAGUAGUCCCAGGUCCUACCAAAGCCCCAUUUUCACUUUCAGCCAAUCAGAUGUCACCUCCACCGCCGCCACUACCCAAACAAAGGAGCCCAAACAGGGAAGCGCCACGACACCUCGCUGCGCACGGGCUCACGACAAGCCCAAAGCUUGCCCCAAUCCAAAGACCCAGACCUUGCCCACCAAGGGACCAGCCGAACGGCUUCACCUUCAGCCCAUCAAAUCCCUGCCUCUGCACAACCCAUCCUCUCGCUCACCCUCUCCCUCUCCGCUGCUCUCACCCAUUCCUCGUUUUUUCUUCCCUUCGUCCUCUGUCCUAAAGUCCGUGACAAAGAGCUUGUACCCAAACUCUACCCACUCUGUGCCGCAGGUCACUCCCCAGGGCUCUCCGUUGCCCACGCCCUUGGGCACCCCUGUCCACCACCCUCACCACCCCUCCUCUACCCCGCCUUCCUCCUCCUCAUCCUCAUCCUCCUCGCGGGCAGAAGGAGGGGGCGGGGUGGGCUCUCUGUCACUCACCCCACCCUCAAGCCCUGGAGGUGGAAGCGGACUUGCAGCCAGCAGCUCUGCGCAUUGGAGGACUCGUCUCAAUUCUUUUAAGAACAACUUACUGGGCUCGCCGCGGUUUCAUCGUCGCAAACUGCAAGUUCCAACAUCAGAGGACAUGUCCAGUUUAACUCCAGAAUCCAGCCCCGAGCUGGCCAAGAAGUCUUGGUUUGGGAACUUCAUUGGCCUGGAGAAAGAGGAGCAGAUCUUUGUGGUGAUCAGAGACAAACCUCUGAGUUCUGUCAAAGCUGACAUUGUCCACGCCUUCCUGUCUAUCCCGUCACUCAGUCACAGCGUCAUCUCCCAGACAAGCUUCAGGGCCGAAUACAAGUCCUCCGGCGGCCCUUCCGUCUUCCAGAAGCCCGUCAAGUUCCAGGUGGAUAUUGCCUUCUCCGAGGGAGAGAGGGAGCGGGACAGGGAGAGGACCGAGAGGGAGGGAAGGAGGGAGACGGGAAUCUACAGCGUGACGUUCACCCUCAUAUCAGGUCCGAGUCGCAGGUUCAGACGAGUGGUGGAAACGAUUCAAGCCCAGCUUCUCAGCUCCCAUGAUCAACCCCUGGUGCAAGCCUUAUCUGAUCCCUUCCCAGACGAGAAGAAUGGCCGACCCCACAGGACCCCCACCCGCCAAAAUUCCAGGCGCUCAGAGGGUGGGGGCGACAGGUGCGAGUGGGGUGACCGAGCCGACGGCGGAGGCAUAGGAGGCAGCGGGGGAGUUCUCCAGCGCAGAGGCUCGGCAAAGGAGAGAACCCGACUGCUGUCCACCAACGGAACCCAAUCGCAACCGUAGGUUAGAAUGGAAAACCACGCCGCAGGAUGCCUGACCGAGCGACAUCCACCCUCUUGACUUCAUCUUCAAGCAUCCCUGCAAACCACGAGCUCCUUCCUCAACUAAGUGGGAGGUGCUUCGAUGUUAGCAAGUAUUGAGCCUUCCCCCAUCAUGCUUUUGUGUUUAACAAUUGUCUUGAUCCCUUUGGACGACCCGGAUUCCAAACCUUCGACGAGAGCAAUGGAAUCCCCCUUUAAUGAAUUGAAAACAUAAUACGUGAAUGAGUAGUUUGGUAUCCCACCGUAGAUACAGCUUCUCCAAAUCAAACUAGUACUUUUGAAGUGCUAAUGUGCAUGCCAGUUAGCAAAUCAGCCUGCUAAAGGAUGCUGACAAGACCUGAUAGCUAGCCUACCAUAAGCAAUGUACUACAGCAUCUGAUACCAAAAAGAAUAAGUUGUGUUGUGACGGCUCUCUAGAUGACACCUAAAAAUUAACCAGUGCGUGUCCAUGUCAGUCUCAGGUGACAUGCAACUAGUGGUCAUAACGACUAGUCCAUUUUGAAAGACAUCGAGUAAGUCAGUGGCAGAUUAAACCUGAUGCGAUCUGAGCGAAAAGGUCCUGAUCUUCUCAGGAAGUCGGCGUCCUACCCUGACUCAAAACCAACAAAGUAAGCUAUGUAAGUGAAUGUGAAAAAUUAUUUUUUUAUUUUCUCGUUAUUUAUUUCCUUUGAGGACGUGCAGUGAUCGCAGCAAGACAGCACAAGUCAGUGCUGGAAAGUGGAAGCUGCCUCUUUAUUUUAUUUGAUUAUUUUGCCCUUUAAUUUCUCCUCAGAGACAAGAUGAACUUAUCCAUUUGCGCUCCUGUUACUCUGAGGAAAAUUAUUUUUUCAUUUCAACAGAAAUAUGAACAUGACUCUAUGGAGAGAGGAAAAACACUAUUUGUGACUAUGUUCAUGAUCCUCAUCACAGUUGUUUGUCCUUCAUUGAAAGAGAAUGACAUUCGUGGCCUGUGCAGCUUCAGACUGAAGCCUCCUCUUCUCGUCCAGCUUUUCUCCUUAUUGUCGGCAGAGACGACCCACAUGGAUAUGUUGGUGGUUUUACGGCUCACUAUGUCACAUUCCUGGUUGACCUGGACUUUGUGAAGGGAAAACAAGCAAAGUGUCACUCAUCCUGCCCCCUCACAACGUCGUACAGUAUUACUCAAGUUCUCUUAUAGACUAGCUGAUGCCCAUCACCAGUCUUCCAUACAGCACAAUAUGCAACAAAUGUGCAGGAUGUUGUCCAACGAAGUUCUAAUGUGGUUUUGGUUUACAUAUUUAUUUAAUUCUCCCACUAUUCAUUAACUUUAUUUAACUUAUUUGCAUAUUUAUACCAUAGAUAUUAUCUUUUCCAUCACAUUACUUUCAGCACUUUUCAAAUGUGAACGACCAUGAUAGCAGAACAGAGUAAUCUUUGUUUUUCCGGUUUUUAAUUCAUCAUGGUUUUCACUGGUAUGUGUGGGAGAUUGGUGGUUGAUGGGAGCGUAACAAUGAGUUAAUUGAACUUUUAAGACGCCGCACAGAGCUUGUGUGACAGAUUAGCAACUAAACUCUUAACAGGCAUGUCAUUUUACCGUCACACUUGUCGAUAUGCUCCAUUUCUUGCUUUUCCUUGUCACUUCGAUCCUUUUGUUCAUCCUCCACAUGUUGUGUAGCCCUCAUCAGAACACAAGAAAUCGUCGUUCGCUUCACUGUGUGCGCUCACGUUUUGAUUGCUCACCAUCAUUCAGUUCAUCUUUCUCUUCUACAUGCCACUUUCACCGUCAUUGACCCAACUGUGGCCAAGAUUGUAAACUAUUCUCCAUCCAUAAGGGUCAGUAGAAUAAGGUGUUUGAAAAAGAAAUGUCUGUAUAAUAAUUUAAAUAUAAAAAGUGCACUAUUAUAACUAUUGCCUGUGAUUUAAAAAAAAACAAAAAAACAAUUAUGAUUGAAUUGAUGGUCAAAAUAAAGAGAGAUCCACCUUAUUGUUAUGGUUACAAUAAUAAACCCUAAAUCCAUGUGUCUGACAACUAUGAUUUAUAACUAUCAUUAAGGCAGAGACUGAGCACACGCUGAGCUUCAAAUUCUUUUUCGAAAAAUAUUGUCUUCUUACACAAGGAGGAGUAUCAAAUCUCGUGGUGGGACGGAUCUGGCCCCCGGUCCGCGAGUUACACUGACCUCAUAGUCAUUUUUAAACAAAAUGGAAUAUUUUUAGGGAUAACGCAAUGGUGUACAGUGAUCCCUUGCUACUUCACGCUUCAAACUUCACGCUCUUAGUCCAUCGUGGAUUUUUUUUUUUCAAUUUAAAAGAAAAAAUACAGA